AUGCUGCCCAAGGGAACCAGGCUGCAUGAGGCGGCCAAGGCAGAAUUGAAUGUCAGCCUGCGUAUACCACUUCACACCCCGCACUUGCUACUCUCUCCUAUUCUUGCAUCUCCGAGCGAUCUUCGUGAGCCAAAGAUGGAUACUGAAUUUCUCCAGAUUGUGGAAAGCUUCAAGGCGAACGCAGAGCUGACACCAAAAGAGCGUGACAACUUCCAAUUCAGCAGCCUCAACGAUGUACUCUCAACUCUACGCUCGAUUCAGGAAAAGCAGUCAAAGACGAAGAGGCUAGUUUUCAUGAGGAGAAUUGAUCCUUUUUUGAAAACUAUGGUUGAGUAUGGAAAAGUCAUAGAGGUCUUUGUCAAUACAUCAGAGAUCCUUGCAUUUGUUUGGGGGCCAAUAAAGUAUCUUCUUCAGAUUGCCUCCAAUUAUAUCGAGGCAUUUGAUUCUCUCCUCGAUACUUACCAGCAGGUCGGGGAGCAGAUUCCUCUUCUCGAGUCGUACAAAGAUCUCUUCUCAAACUACCCGCACAUGCGAUCACUUCUGGUUUUGAUUUAUCAGGAUAUCAUGUCCUUCCAUUUGACGGCAUUUCGGUUUUUUCGUCAAAAGUUAUGGAAGCAGUUGUUCAGGUCAAACUGGAAGGGAUUUUCCUCAGAAAUAUCGUUGUUGAAGGAAAAUUUGCGACGUCAUAAACAACUCAUAGAGGGAAGAGCCUCCCUGAUAGAGUUCGAAACCUUGCAAAACCUUCGUGUUUCUGCUGAAGCACACUUUCGAGAGUUGAAGGAGACGGAGAACAGGCGACGAAAGACUGCCGUACAACAGUGGUUAUGCCCUUCGAAUAUUCAAGCAAUUCAAGAGAGGCAUGUAAAGGCGAGGUCAUCAAAUUCUCAGUCAUGUCGUUGGAUACUGGGAGACAGUCGUUUCCAGCGAUGGUUCCAUCCCCUUUACUGUUCCACUCCGCUUCUCUGGAUCAACGGAAAGCCAGGUGCAGGAAAAUCAGUUUUGACAUCCGUUAUCGUUGAGGAAGCAAUGAAACUCAAUUCCAUCUCAGUAGGCUUCUUCUACUGCGCAGAUGGAAAUCCGGAAAGAGAUGACUUCCUGCCCAUCGCCAGAAGUAUCUUGGCUCAGUUGCUAGCCCAAGAUGAAUCCCUACUUCUCCAUUUUGAGCAUAAGAUGUCCACUUCAAGUGGCCAUGCCAUUCUGUCAAGUUUAACGCUUGCACAAGAGCUCUUACAGAUGGCAUUGGGAAUCCGAAAGACGUAUAUUAUUCUUGAUGGAAUAGACGAGUGUGGAAGGGACCAACGGAAGGAGAUCUGUCGCUGGUUCAAAUCGAUCGUUGACUCUCUUCCUACUUCUAAACAGGAUGAAAUUCGAUGUCUCUUCGUUAGCCAGGACGACGGCAUCGCGAGGAAGGAUUUAUCCAUGUUGCCCACUAUCACCAUAACAGCCGACCACAACAAAGUCGACAUUAUGGAGUUUUGUCGCCACUGGCAAGACAGAAUUGAAGAUAGGUUCGGAUCAUUGAAGGAGCAUGGCCUAAACCUUACCGAGAUUGUGACUGCGAAGUCACAGGGCAUUUUUAUCUUCGCCAAAUGCGUCCUCGAGGAGCUCUCCAAGCAGCCGUGCAGGGACGAUCUUUUACGAGAAUGGCGAACCGAGUCUUUCCCUUCCGACCUCAAUGAAGUCUACGAUCGAAUACUUCGGCGGUUGAUGGGUGAAAAGCAAACACGCAACAUCACAAAGAAGCUUCUAUCUUGGAUCUCUUUGUCUAAGCGACCUCUCCGAUGGUUUGAGAUCCAGGCAGGUAUCUCGAUAGACCUGGACACGGAGACAAUUAACAAAGGAAAUCGACGACUACUUGAUACUUCCAAAGAUCUCUGCGCGUCAUUUGUUGAGGUGCACACUGAUGAAACUGUCGAGCUUGUCCACAGCACAGUGAGAGAGUUUUUAAUACUUGGAGGGAUAAUACAAGCGUCGGAUGUCGAGCUAGAGUUAUGUCUUCUAAGUCUAGCGUAUCUGAACUUUCCGGACUUUUGCAUAAGGGAUACCCCGCAAUCGACCAGAGAAGCCCUCCUUUCCGGACGUUACUCAUUCUACGAGUAUGCAGUGGCAUGCUGGGUUCCUCACCUGAUGUCGUGGUUAUCAACCGGGAAUCUUGACAACAGCAGCAUUCCUGAGCUGCAAGAAACAAUUGAACAGUUUCUGGAUCAACAUUUCUCUGAGAGCUGCCCAAAAAGUACCAUAUCCAAGACUAUGCACGACAAACUUCGUCUCCUCCAUGGUUUUGAUAACUACGAUUCGUUGGCACAAACAGUGGUAUGGUCAAGAAAGCAGCUUUUGAUUGACAAAUGCGACAGCGAAGAAGCCAACUUACUCGACUUUCCCGACAUAACGAGUCACAUAAGAUCCAUUUUAGAAAACAUGAGUAUGGAGGCCCUUACACCUGAAUUGAAAACCGCUCUGGAACUCUAUUACGGCAAAAGGUGGUUCAAGUGUCCAAAAAUCUAUUGCCGUCACUUUUAUGACGGCUUCGAAUCUCGACAGAACAGAGAUCAGCACGUCAGUCGCCACGAACGAGCCUAUACAUGCACUUUCGACAACUGCCCCACGGCUACCUUCGGCUGCCUGUCCAAAAAGGAUUUGGACAAACAUAUGCUUGAGAUUCAUGGCAUUAGCAGUGGUGAGAAUGACUUUCCUGAUGUACCGGAUCCGAAUCCUACGUCAAUGAGCAAGCAAAAACACCGAGCAAGAUUUCAAUGCACCCUUUGUUCAAAACGGUUCACGCGAGCAUACAACUUGAGAUCGCACUUGAGAACACACACAAAUGAACGGCCGUAUGUUUGCACAAUAUGUGGUAAAGCCUUUCCGAGGCAGCAUGACAGAAAAACACACGAGAGCCUCCACUCGGGGGAGAAGCGAUUCGUCUGCAGAGGCGAUCUUGAAGCUGGCGGAACGUGGGGCUGUACGCGGAGGUUUAGUAGAGCUUCGGCGUUAGGGAGACAUUUCAGGACAAAGGCUGGUCGCAGAUGCAUAAAACCUCUCCUCGACGAGGAGUUGGCAAAGCGUUCUCUAACCGGCUCAACGUCACAACUUUACUCAAGACCUUCGGGGUCUUGGAAUACUGAUGCAAUGGAUAUUGAUGUCAGGGACCCAGCUGCAGAGCAGUCUUCCCAACAGACCGACACCGACCUACCGCAGGGCUCGUGGCAAUUUCCAGCAGCCUUAUUGGCUCAAUAUCCCGCUCUAGCAGAGAUAAAUUGGGACAUCGCGCCAGGAGGCCACAAUGAAGGCGAAGAUGAAAGUGUGUUUCCAGCAGCCUUAUUGGCUCAAUAUCCCGCUCUAGCAGAGAUAAAUUGGGGCAUCGCGCCAGGAGGCCACAACGAAGGCGAAGAUGAAAGCGUGUAUGAAGUAUGA
Clonostachys byssicola is the source of this 3411-nucleotide messenger RNA. Lineage: Eukaryota; Fungi; Ascomycota; Sordariomycetes; Hypocreales; Bionectriaceae. The record is from the annotation of a GenBank genome assembly.